Molecule: messenger RNA, 2193 nt
Organism: Amyelois transitella
Lineage: Eukaryota; Metazoa; Arthropoda; Insecta; Lepidoptera; Pyralidae
Exons: 13
Coding region: 200-2143 (647 amino acids)
Biological process (GO): maturation of LSU-rRNA from tricistronic rRNA transcript (SSU-rRNA, 5.8S rRNA, LSU-rRNA)
Cellular component (GO): nucleolus
Molecular function (GO): ATP binding; nucleic acid binding; RNA helicase activity
Source: RefSeq, a predicted model, not a curated record
UAUAAGGAAGUUUAAUAGAAGCUGACAGGCCGACACGUUUUUUUCCUCACGCUCCUGCUCUGCUGUGUAACUUUCUUUGUUUUCAUUUUAUCUGUCAUAGUCUGUCUUCUUCAGUCAAAAUAAAAUACGGAGUGAUCAUUAUUUUUAGAUUUGUCGUGUUUAUUGAACAACGUUUUAACACUUUAUUUCAAUUUCAAAAAUGGUUAUGCCAGAAAAGGUUUUAAUGCGUAAAAUUAAAAAAAGAGAAAAAAGGAAACUGCAACUUAUGAGCAAAAAAUAUAAUGCAAAUAAUGCAGAAUCUGAACCACAGAACGCCAAGAACCGACCACAUGAAAUCAAUGAAGACUGUGCAAAAACAGAUUAUAAAAAUUCGGAACCACAGGAAGCCAAGAAACGACCACAUGAAAUCAAUGAAGACAGUGCAAAAACAGAUACUAAAAAUUUGGAACCACAGGAAGCCAAGAAACGACCACAUGAAAUCAAUGAAGACAGUGCAAAAACAGAUACUAAAAAAAAACAUAAAAAGCAAAAGGCUGACGUCAAAAAAGAACCUGAGGUAAAAGAUGAAAAUGAAAAUGGUGAUUCACAAAAUGUUGAAGAAGCAGACUCGGACAAUAAAAUAGAAAUAAAGCCAAAUGAUGAAAGCCAAUUGCCUGGGUCCAGUUUAAGUCUCAGCAUUUCACAAGAAAAUAAAUUCUCCUCUUUGGAAGGCAAAGUGUGUGAGCGUACUCUCAGGGCCAUUAAAGACAUGGGCUUCACCACCAUGACAGAAAUCCAAGCCAAAGCGUUACCACCAUUGCUGAAGUGGCGAAAUCUCGUGGGAAUAGCUAAAACUGGCUCCGGGAAGACCCUGGCAUUUUUAAUUCCUGCAAUUGAAUUGGUUUAUCAGCUGGAGUUAAAGCGUAGAAAUGGAACUGGUGUUAUUAUUCUUACGCCGACAAGGGAAUUGGCAAUGCAGACAUAUGGAGUUUUGAUGGAACUGAUGAAGUAUCAUCGUCACACUUAUGGGAUGGUGAUGGGUGGAGCGAACAGAGAAAAAGAAGCUUGGAAGUUACUUCACGGAGUCAACAUUUUAGUAGCAACACCGGGUCGAUUGCUUGAUCACAUGCAAAACACACCAGGCUUCGUGCACAAACAUGCUUACGGCCUCAUCAUCGAUGAGGCAGACAGAAUGCUAGAGAUUGGUUAUGAAGAGGAAAUCAAGCAGAUCAUCAAACUACUGCCCAAAGAACGACAAAACAUUCUAUUCAGCGCCACUCUGACUAAGAAGACUGUAGCACUUAUUAAAGCCAUUGGAAAUUGCUCAUUUAUGCAUGUAGGCGUUGAGGACCAAAAACAAGCAACCGUGGAAACUUUGGAACAAGGGUUCCUUUUGUGCCCUUCAGAGAUGCGUAUGCUGGUCUUAUUUACAUUCCUAAAGAGGAACACAACGAAGAAAGUUAUGGUUUUCCUCUCAACUUGUUUGUCCGUGAUAUACCAUUACAAAUUGUUCAACUACAUCGACCUGCCUGUCAUGUAUAUACAUGGCAAACAAGAGCAAGCAGAGCGCACUACAACUUUCUUCCAGUUCUGCAAUGCAGAGUCCGGUAUACUUUUAUGUACGGACGUAGCGGCUAGAGGCCUAGACAUUCCAGCUGUAGAUUGGAUUAUACAAUAUGACCCACCUGAUGAUCCUAAGGAAUACAUUCACCGUGUGGGCAGAACAGCGAGGGGUCUCGGUACCAACGGGCACGCGUUGAUGUUCCUGCGGCGCGAGGAAUUGGGAUUCCUUUGGUAUCUGAAGCAGUGGAAGGUCACCCUAAAUCAAUAUGAAUACUCUCAGGACAAGGUGGCUGAUAUUCAGUUGCCGUUGGAAAAGUUAUUAUCAAGAAACUAUUACCUGAAACAAUGUGCCAAGGAUGCAUACAGGAGCUAUCUCAGGGCUUACGAUUCUCACAAAUUGAAGAAUAUAUUUGACAUCAAUAAGAUUGAUUUGGCUAAAGUAGCAAAAUCAUUUGGUUUUGCUUUCCCUCCCGCUGUAAAAUUAAACAUAACAAAGACGGCCCGCCUCCAAGCAGUUAAAGCCAAAGCAAGCCAGAGCAAUAAGGAGCAGAAAACUAAGAUAUACAGACAAAAAGGUGGUCAUAAACGCUUUAAUAAUUAAGUGACAAGUAAUAAUUAGAUAGGUUUUUUAAUAAAACUAAUUUAUAAUUU